This is a messenger RNA of Prunus armeniaca (apricot), 1212 nucleotides long. The record is from the annotation of a GenBank genome assembly. NCBI's taxonomy places the organism in Eukaryota, Viridiplantae, Streptophyta, Magnoliopsida, Rosales, Rosaceae.
AUGGAUGAUAUUGAAGUUCCUCAGUAUUUCGUCUGCCCAAUAUCUCUCCAGAUCAUGCAAGACCCUGUGACGGCCAUUACCGGCAUCACAUAUGACCGGGACAGCAUCGAGCACUGGCUUUUCCAGAGCAAGAACACCACAUGCCCGGUCACCAAACAGCCUCUCCCAAGAGACUCAGAAUUAACCCCUAACCAUACCUUACGCCGCUUAAUUCAGGCUUGGUGCACUGAAAAUGCGUCUCAUGGCAUUGAUCGAAUACCAACCCCGAAACCACCUCUGGAUAAGGCUCAAGUCCUUAAGCUCCUCAAGGACUUCUGGAACCCUAAGCUCCAACUGAAAAUCAUUCGAAAAAUCGAGUUCCUCGCGACCAAAAGCGAAGGGAAUAGGAAGUACUUGGUUGACGCUGGCGUGGCUAAGGCCAUGUUGUUGUUCAUCGCAAACAGGUGUUAUAAGGAGGGUCUGGUUGAUGGCCUUGAAGAAGCCCUUAGCAUACUUCACUUUGUUCGGAUUUCAUCCGAAGAACUAAGUCUUCUUUUCAUGGAAAACGAUCAGAUUGUCGAUUCGUUAACGUGGGUUUUUGGUUGCAAAUUGCAGAAUCAAAUCUCGGUGAGCACACAUGCAGUCUUGGUACUAAAAUCGAUCAUCCAAAAGGCAAACUCAAGUGUGCUAGAAACUCUGAACCCUGAUUUCUUCAAGAAACUUGUUGGGGUUUUGAGAAACGGGGUUACGCAACAAGGGACAAACGCAGCUCUACAUAUCAUGUUAGACGCUUGUCCAUGGGGAAGAAACCGAAUCAAGAUGGUCGAUGCCGGGGCGGUUUACGAGCUCAUUGAGCUUGAGUUUGAAGCACCUGAAAAGAAAACCACAGAGCUCAUUUUCGGAAUAUUGUUUCACUUGUGUUCUUGUGCUGAUGGGAGGGCUCAGUUUGUGAGCCACAAAGGAGGCAUCUUUAUUGUGUCGAAUAGACUCUGGAAGGUUUCGCCGUCUGCAGACGACAGAGCCAUUUUGAUCCUUUCUUUGAUCUGCAAGUACUCAGGAACCAACAUGGUGCUUCAGGAAAUGUUGGAGGUUGGAGCUGUUUAUAGGCUUUGUACUUUGCUCCAAGUUGACUGCGCUCCAUACUUGAAAGACAAAGCAAGGCAAAUCCUGAGAUCACAUUCUGAGGAGUGGAAGAAGUGUCCUUGUCUUGGUAUUUCUCUCCGUCACAGAUGA